CUUCCCUUCAGCUCGUGGCUGACCAAGCUGAGACAUGGCGGUAAGUCUAAGCAGCUACGGUUUCCAAACCGCAUCGCCGGCCUCAUGGCGGCGGCGGAGGGCGGCGGCGGCGGCGGAGAAGGUGGAGAUAAGGGUAUGUGUGAACCGGAGCUGUGGGCGGCAGGGGUCGAGGGAGAUUCUGGCGGUGCUCUCCGCCCUUGCGCCCACGGGGGUCGCUGUCACCUCUUGCGGCUGCCUUGGCAGAUGUGGCGCCGGGCCCAACCUCGCCGUCCUCCCCGCCGGCUCCCUGGUCGGCCACUGCGGUACCGCCGCUCGCGCCGCUCAGCUCCUGGCCGAUCUCUGCGGCUCCGCCUUUGAUCCCCAGAGGAGUCUGGAGGUGCUCACCCUCAGGAAAAAGGGAGAGAGAGAGCUCGAGAAGGGGAAUGCCGCCGAGGCCGAAGCCCUUCUCUCCCAGGCCCUAGGUCUCGAACCUUCCGGAGGUUUGCAUUUUAUAUACAAAAGCAGGUCAUCUGCAAGAUUAGCUAUCGGCGACAAUGCUGGUGCUCUUGAUGAUGCCAAUGAAGCAUCUAGGAUAGAUCCCAAAUAUCCUCAGGCCUAUAUAUGCCAAGGCGAUGCAUUCUUGGCAAUGGGAGAAUGGAAUGCUGCAGAGAAGGCAUAUUCAACCGCUUUGCAGCUUGAUCCAUCAAUUCGUCGCUCCAAAUCAUUCAAGGCUCAGGUCGCUAAACUUCAAGAGAAUCUUAUUACUCUAAAUACUUCAUCCUAAUUUCUCUCUGGAGAAUGUACCUAAACACAAUAAAUAGAGCAACAAGCAUGAUGCUGGAUCAAAAUCUUGGCAAAGUUAUCAUGCUGGUCCUUCUGGGAACUUAUCAGCUGGAUUAUAAUUUUUGUUAAGAACCAUCAUCUUAGGAAAGUCGAUAAUUGCUCUGUUAUGUGCUCUGGUGGCUUGUUCAUGGAUGCCCCCAGUAUCCUAUGUAUAAUGUGAUGAAUGUACAGUGAGAUAGUGUUGCGAUUGCUGUAACUUUGAACUAUCCGAUAUUAUUACUCUUGGUAAUUUCUCCAUCCAUUGUUUUACGUGAUCUUCUGCAAAUGGAUCCUAUCUAUUUUAUAC
Messenger RNA from Phoenix dactylifera (date palm), 1108 nucleotides. Its product is annotated as tetratricopeptide repeat (TPR)-containing protein. Gene Ontology annotation, molecular function: protein binding. Lineage: Eukaryota; Viridiplantae; Streptophyta; Magnoliopsida; Arecales; Arecaceae. The record is from RefSeq and is a predicted model, not a curated record.